GUGCGAAAUCGGGUGGUAAAAUUGGUAGUUAAUUGAAAAAAAACCUAGUUUUUAAAAUGUAUUAUUUUCCGGUGUAUUAUUCCUGCAAUGAAGUUCUUUUAAAUGUUGGCAUUAAAUAGCUCAAUAUAUAUUAAAAAGUUAACUUUCGCGAAUUACAUAUUUUUCUAUUAUUUGAAACGUUUUAAUUGUACAAAUUUGACCAAUCAAAAAUUGUGUGUCAAGGUUGUUAUUUUUGAAUAAAAAAGUAAGGAUAAAUACCAAUAAAUUACAUAUGCACUUUUCAACACUUAAAAAAGAUAAAAGACCAGAGUUUCUGUCAGACUACAAAAAAACAACUCUGACAAUUCUGACAUUUCAAUUAAGUUGUCAACCGAUUAAAGCAGAAAAACCAUUGAAAAAUAUCUUCCUAAACAUGGACAAAAAACCGAAUUACAAGGUGACCGAACGCGACUUGGACAUCCGGUCGGAUCUGGAGUUUGUGGACAGCCUGGUAAAGGAUCUUCGUUUGGAGGUGGAACCACAAGCUCGUGGCGUGAUUCUAGAUUUGGCUUACACUUUGGCCAGGGACAAACUGGUGGAGGCGCAACGCUUCGCCAAGCUGGCCAAUCGCUCCAACGUGAGUGUCGAGGAUCUGGAGAUGGCGGACCUGGAGCGCACCGACGAGCUGAUGAGGCGACCCCGCCAGCAGUCGCUGAAGAACCUGCUUCCCGCCCAAGCAUCCCUGCCCUCGCCCAGUCUGACCCGUGGCCUAAUGCUGCCCACCUUGCGCCACUGUCAAGUGGGCAUGACCGCCGAGCUGAAAGGCAAGGGCACUGAGCCCCAACCACAACCACAACCACAACCCCAAGCUCAACCACAAGUCCAAGCCCAACCACAAGUCCAAGUUCAACCACAAGUCCAAGUCCAACCGAACCCGAGGAUUGGGCUGACCCCUAAUCCUGUGGCACCUGCUGCCGCAGUUUUGGUCAUGGCACCUGCGGGUCGUAUGGCUGCACGUUCCCAAUCUCGUCCGAGUCGUCCUUUUUCGACUCUUCCAAUCAUAAGUUCCACCUCGGCAGUGGUGACCUCUACUCCUGGAGCUCGACCCAGUGGCAAUCCGGCAGGCGUGGCUUCCUUAACUCCGAUGGCUGCCAGCAGAAGACCUAUGACGCCAUUUAAGCCAAGUUCUUCGGCGAUUAACGCACCUGGACCUUCAGGAGCAAAUCCACCAAACAAAAAACCACGCAUGCUAAAUUAAAAUCGAUAUAAAGGAGGACGCAGAACACUUAAUAUACUUUGAUUAGAUGGACGGCCUAAAAUAGCGAAAAAUAUAUCGACUUAAUAUUAA
Messenger RNA from Drosophila elegans, 1327 nucleotides. Its product is annotated as pinin. The record is from RefSeq and is a predicted model, not a curated record. The coding region runs from base 272 to 1237 and encodes 321 amino acids. Lineage: Eukaryota; Metazoa; Arthropoda; Insecta; Diptera; Drosophilidae. The transcript has 2 exons.